CCAUCAGCCAUUUUGUCCAGUUGCAGCAGGAAGUAGUAUGCUGAGUACAGGGCUGCAUUUAUGUGCAUCAAACAUUUGCUUUUAUGGCUUUCCUGAGAUACUGUUUGUCUGUGAAGAAAGAGGAAUAAGGUGGAAUAUAAAGAGUCAAGUGUAACAGCUUAAGUCUGUUGACUAUUGCAAAAAUGAUGUCUAUUAAAGAGGAGAAAGAAGACUUGAGUUAUCCAGAGACACGGAUAAUAAAACAUGAAGAUACAGAGGAACAAAGAGAUUUGAUGGAUGUGAAAGAGGAAAGCCAAGAGCUGAAUGACAAGGAGGAGAAACAUCAGAAUGAUAAAAGAAGUGAAAAAUAUUCUAAUUGCUCACAGAUUAAAACUAAUUUCUCCCAAACAAUCACUCGAACAAAAGCCAAAAAUACAUUCACAUGCCCUCAGUGUGGAAAGAGUUACACACACAAAGGACACUUUAAGAUUCACAUGAUGAUUCACACUGGAGAGAAGCCUUUCACAUGCCUUCAGUGUGGAAAAAGUUUCAAACAAAAAGGACACUUUACGAUUCACAUGAAGAUUCACACUGGAGAGAAGCCUUUUACGUGCUCUAUAUGUGGAAAGAGUUUUGCACUAAAAGCAGUUCUUAAGAAGCACCUGAGACUACACACUGGAGAGAGGCCUUUCACGUGCCCUCAGUGUGGGCAGUGUUUCACAGACAAAGGACACCUUAAGAGUCACAUGAAGAUUCACACUGGAGAGAAGCCUUUUACAUGCUCUCAAUGUGGAAAGAGGUUUGCAAUAAAAGGAGAUCUUAUAAAGCACCUGAGAAUUCACACUGGAGAGAGGCCUUUUGUUUGCCCUGAGUGUGGAAAAAGUUUCAUACAAAAUGUACACCUUAAGAGUCACCUACAACUUCACAUCGAGGAGAAGCCUUUUUCUUGUCUUCAGUGUGGAAAGAGUUUCAAACAAGCAGGCUAUCUCACAGUUCAUCAGCGCUAUCACUCUGUAUUAAAGCCAUUUUACUGUGAUCGGUGUGGCAAAAAAUUUAUGUGGGAAUCACAUUUCAAGGUACACUUGACAACUCAUGCAAAUGAGAAGCCUUAAGGCCUUUGCGCACCAAACCCUAUGAGAUUAUGAGAAAUGAAUAGCAGACAAUUGGCCCUUUAACGUUAAAAGUGAGGCAAAUGAUUGUCAUUAACACAUUCAUGCCUUUACAAUAGGUGCCAGUAAUCGACAAACAAUUAUCCCGGUACGGUAGAUGGCGCAAAGUGCUAUUCAGCUGGUCUGCCCUUCACAUAUGAUGGAUGAGAAGAAAAACUUGACAAGUAAACAACCAGGUAAUCACAAUACGAAAGACAAGCAAGUUCUCUAGCAAGCCCAUCGAAAAACUUAAAUAAAACAUAUCUCUCUACAAGCUGCAGCAGUGAUGACAAGUGUGUUGAGUUGAUCAAUAAUGAGAAAACGUUUGAGACAAUUCACAAACUAUUUCAGUUCACCUGCUGGACAAGUUGACUGAGUAUUAAUAUGUAGACAGUUUGAGAGUUUAAAAUCACUGCAUAAUGAACAGACAUAAUGACCCCGUUUCCACCUGGUAUUAAGAAGCGUUUCAGAUGAUCUGACCACAUUUGGUCAGUGCUAAAUUAAGUCUAAACGAGGUCUAAAACAUUUUGUGAUCGGAUCACAAAAAACACAUAUGAAAUGUGGUCAAAAACGCAUGUGACAACAUUGCAAUUGAGAUGUAAACGCUAUCUGUCCUGAAUACAUCCUGGACAGCAGUGAAGCGCCGCCGCUCACCUGUCAAUUAACUGCUGCGCUGUGUUUAAACUUUGAUGGUUACGAGUGGCUUUAAAAGGAAAAUAAACGUCCCAUCAGAAAUUUUGAAGAGGAGGAUACAUACACAAGCACAAGAACUUAAUGGAUCUUCUUCAGUGUGUCUGAUAUCAACAUGCAGAUACACAGAUGAGAAGCACAAACAUUUGAAGCUCCUUUAUUACAGGUAAUCCACCAAAAUAAUGGAUAAUUCUGCUCGAAAUGUUGCGUUCUUGCAUAGAUGAAAUUUCAGCUGCAUCUGGGAGAAACAGUGGAACAGCAUUUUUUUUUCUUUCUGCAGUUUCUUUGUCUUUUCUGACUUUUUUGCUUUAAUAUCAUGCAGUAACACAGUGAUUGAUGUAUGUCCUCAUGAAAUCAGAGACCCUCCCCUCUAAAUCCAAAUACAAAUGGUCGCAGGAGACGCAUUUAGCGACAAGGUGUAAACAGCUCACGUGUCUCACCUGACCACAUGUGAUCAGAUCACCUAAGACGCAUCGUAAUACCAGGUGUAAAUGGGGUCAUUUGUCUCCCUUCAGGUGGAGUCGGGCAUAUCGUAAUUACGAGUUCCAAGCACAUGAAUGACCCCGCAAAGUCGUAUUAACGAGUGGGAAACUCUGAAUUUUAGAUGAUACAUGAGUUUCCAAGUUGGGAUGAUGGAAGGGACAGAGCAACGUGAAAGAUGAUAGGAAGUAAUGAUUUUGAAAAUGUAUUUCAACUGCUGUAAUUUAUUUCAAUAAUAUUAAUUUGUUUUAUAUGAAUGUCAACUAAUGACUCACCCUUCACGGUUUGUUUUAAGCAAAUUAAUUAUUAAUAUGUUAGAUACCAUGCAUUAAUAUAUUGUUUAUGUUGUUUAUAAUUAGUGCAGAUUUAUUCACUAAUGUUUAUUCACCGGUACAACAGAAUAAAUUGAUUUUGCCAUUGUUCAUUUCGUAAUUUAUUAAGUUUGGCUUCUUCCGUAUGUCGUUGUAACGAACGCCCAACUCGGAGGUACAAGCUCUCCAGGUGCAUUUGAAUGCAGCAGUUGACUGUUAAAGCUAUACUGAUUGUAUAUUAUUUACAUGUAUAUCUUACCUACUUGUUAUACAUUUGCUUAAAACCCUGCUUUUUGUAACAAGUAAGCUCACAUAAGAUUAAAUGCAAAAAUGCAGCAAUAUGGAAUACAUUAUGAAGACAAUCCAUGUAAGAUCAGAUUUUUUUAAAGGGGAUGCAGUGCAGUAAUGGAGCAUUAUCAUUUACAUGUUAAGAGAACCCAUAUGACCAAAAAAAAAAAGUUUUACGUUUUUAAGGUAUUUGAUGCAAACAACAGCCUCACUGCUGGUUCAGAAUUUCUUCCUUGAGUUACUUCAGUGUUUGAUGUCGGUGGUCAAAACAGCUUUCUGUGCUUGAGUGCCAACAAUUGCGCUGAUUUCAAUUACUGCAGUGGCUCCUGGUGUGUGACCCUCAGCUCAAAUUUUAUUGGUUUGGCCAUUUCAUCGCUGGGCGAAGAAAAAAAAUUGACACUCGCUGUAAAAAAAAAAAAAAAAAAACCUUGCUCUGUUGGCGCACGAAUGUUUGCUGUAGGUGUGAAUGGGCUUCAUAGGAAUCCAUUGUUUCAAGUCAAAAUAAAAAAUCGAGUUUGGUGUGCAAAGGCCUUUAAAUGUGUUCUUUUAGUGGAAUGAGCAGCCUCAGGAACCCUGAUAGAUCAUGAGAGAGAGCAUACUGGUGUAAGGCUGUUCCCCGAUUCUGGACUCAGGAGGCACAACUCUCUGAGAAAACAAAGAAUAUCCGAAAAAAUCUACCUAAGAAUUCUCUUGAAAAAUUACCAUCUCUACCUCAAGCACCACACCCACUGAGAGUAAAUUGUAACUGCACUCUUCCUUGUUCUCCCACAUCUGUUCCCUUUCUGCCUCUGCUGUCUCUCCUCUCUCCCUUUUCAGCUCAAAAUCACCUCAAACUCACCUAAUGCCUGUAUGUACAAAAUCUAUUAUUGUAUGUACACAACAAAUCUGACUAUACACGUUUCAUAUCAUAUAAAAAGGUCAUACAGUGGUCUGCUGCCCACAACAGUAGAUUACAUGGUAAAGUUUUGAGAAUUUUGAGAAAUUAUGUCUGCUGCCAGGGGUGUGCCUCUCUCCUUGGUUUUCAUCCUGUGUGCUGAUAAGGUGGCCGAUAAUUUUUAUUCUGUCUGGAUAUUUAAGGGAAGCUUGCAAAGUAGUCAGCAGGAUUCUGUAGCCAGAUGUUGUAUGCAACACCAUGUCUUACUAUAAAGUCAAGUAUGCAUCUCUUACUCUUAAGAUUCAUCUUUGUGCAUUGCAUGUUUUGUGUUUAUUAUUUUUGAAUUUAUUAUGUAAUUGGCAUGAUACAUAUUUACCUGACUAAUAAAUUGCUAAACUUUC
Molecule: messenger RNA, 4171 nt
Organism: Myxocyprinus asiaticus (Chinese sucker)
Lineage: Eukaryota; Metazoa; Chordata; Actinopteri; Cypriniformes; Catostomidae
Product: gastrula zinc finger protein XlCGF8.2DB-like
Exons: 3
Coding region: 183-1091 (302 amino acids)
Biological process (GO): regulation of transcription by RNA polymerase II
Cellular component (GO): nucleus
Molecular function (GO): RNA polymerase II cis-regulatory region sequence-specific DNA binding; DNA-binding transcription factor activity
Source: RefSeq, a predicted model, not a curated record